GGGCACUUCAGUCUUGAACUCAAUCGAGGAAUAGUCGGUGUCGGCUUGAGCGAGCUAAAUUUUUGUGUAAAUCAGUUCACAUAGAAAAAAAUAAGUACACAUUACCGCCGGGGCCAGAAUAUAACGACCGUUUUCUUGUGUAUCAGUUGGUGAACGUGUUAUUUGAAAAGAGCUAUCAAAAUGUCAGACAGAAAGGCUGUGAUAAAAAAUGCUGAUAUGUCUGAGGAGAUGCAGCAGGAUGCUGUUGACUGUGCAACUCAAGCCCUUGAAAAGUACAAUAUAGAAAAGGACAUUGCAGCCUUCAUUAAGAAAGAAUUUGAUAAAAAAUACAAUCCAACGUGGCAUUGCAUUGUAGGCCGUAACUUUGGAAGCUAUGUAACACAUGAAACAAGACAUUUUAUCUAUUUUUACUUGGGUCAAGUAGCGAUCCUUCUCUUCAAAAGUGGAUAAAUUGGAGUCUAUUCUGUAAUCACAAACCUUUCUUCCUCCCUUCACACAUGCUACAUGGAAAUACCUUAAAUCACGUCACCGUCUGUAAGAAAAAUUACAAUAUUGUGUAUAAUGAAAAUUUGAUUUCAUGCAAAAAAAAAAAACACGCACUCCCAGUUAAACAAAGAAGUAUAAAAGUAUAUAAUGAUCAUCAGUACUAUUGACUUUGCUGUUUUACUUAUCUCAGGAGAUAAGACAAUGAAAAAUUCUGUAGAAGCUACGGAGAGAAAAAAAAGGGUAGGGAGAUGAUUAACUGAAUGAGAAGAAAUGAAAAAAAAGUGAAAGAAAAUCAAUUGACAUACAAUCUUACAUGUUAAAAUGUAUCAUGUAUGCCAGAAAAUUUGUUGUGUUCUUGUUUUAUAUUAGGUAUAUAUAAUGCGAGGUUGAGUUCAAUACUGGCGAUUUUAAAUUAAUAAAUUUUUAGUGUUUAAUACACUAAAUGCACCUAAGUAUAAUGUAAUAUUCAUACAAAUUCAUGUAUGGUUUUUAUUAUCUUACUAUGCUUGAGGAGAACUGUAUUCAGUAGUCAUCAAUAAUGAAUCUAAGCCAAACCUUGAUUGAUUGCUGCGAUCAUUAUUAUUUUAUGUAAUGUUGUAAAUUGUCCCUUUAUUCUGUGAUGUUGUGCAAAACAGAAGUGAUUAACGAAAUCAUCUUCGAUUCGUUUGAAUUCUGUGACACUUCUGUAAAAAAAAAUCUGGAAGUGAGGCUGACAAGAGAGAAAGCUUAGUUAUGGACCCGCCAUCGCGUUGAUGAUAAAUUUAAACGUAAUUAUUUAAAUUUACACAGUGCUAAGUAAGAUGUUGCAUAAUAUUCAAAUUGAGUCAUUGUCAUAAUUCUAGUUUUUUUUAUAUUGUGCACACGGAAUUUUGCAAAAUGUAUUAUUCUUAAGGCAAUACACAUUUAGGGAAUUAUUUUCUUUUUCUCUUUCUUUCUUUUUCUCUUUCUUUCUUCCUUCCUUUCUUUCUUUCUUUCUUUCUUUCUAUAUUUUCUUCAUUUUCUUUCCAAAAGAGAAAAAAGAGAAACAGAUAUAUUCAGCUCAUUAAAUUCUAUCCUUUAUGUAACACCCAAUACCCAAUAUUACGGUACUUAUAUAUAUGAUAAAAUAUAGAUUAUACAUAUAUAUUAUACUAUUUAUAUAUAGUGCAAUCUUAAAACGAUUUUUCAUGCAGUAUUUGAUUAUCACAACGUUGCUACAUUGUUCAAAUUUUAGACUGAUUAUUAAACAUCGUCACAAGUAUAUGACUUGCAUGGUUCUUUUUUAUAAUACGCAUUUUUUUAUAAUAAUACAUAAUAUUAUUAUAAAAGUUUAACAGAGAACUUUAAAACGACAAAUUACAUCUAAAGAAGAGAGAGAGAGAAAGAUAGCAGAAGCGGGACAGAAUUAAUUACACGCUUUUUGAUUAUAAUCCAAUCUAAAUGUUCAGGUGAACGUAUACCCUUUGGUCUCAUCUUCGAUGUAUCAUCUUUUUUUUUUACGUGUUAACGCACAUAAAAGGCGAAUGAAGAAUAGUGGCAUCUGUAAAGAAUACAUUGAGAAAAACUGAUACACUUAUUUAGUGUUUGAAGUUUGUUAAAUAGGAGAAUUUGAAAAAGUGUAGUAUUGCGAAAAAAACAAAGCUGUGCUCAGAUCAAUUCACAUAUUGCUGAUGAACCAUCAAUUCCCAUAAGAUUUCAAAUAUAUAUAUUCACUGUGUUAUUAAA
This is a messenger RNA of Bombus pyrosoma, 2190 nucleotides long. RefSeq names its product dynein light chain 2, cytoplasmic. The transcript has 3 exons. The record is from RefSeq and is a predicted model, not a curated record. Bases 181 to 450 code for a protein of 89 amino acids. Gene Ontology annotation, cellular component: cytoplasmic dynein complex. Gene Ontology annotation, biological process: cilium assembly; microtubule-based process. NCBI's taxonomy places the organism in Eukaryota, Metazoa, Arthropoda, Insecta, Hymenoptera, Apidae. Gene Ontology annotation, molecular function: dynein light intermediate chain binding; dynein intermediate chain binding.